AUGCCCAAGUCCACUAACAAGUCGGCCGCAGGACCGCCCUCGCCUUCCAGCACUGCCCCAGAGCAGCCUGGGAACGAGCAGCCCACGGUCUCUCAGCAGCCCGCCCCGGCCCAGACUUCCACCAAAGCGUCUGCGUCUGCCUCAUCGUCCGCACCCCCAUCUCACGCCCACCCCGCAUUCCCCCCAGCGCCACCCCUUAACAAUCUGCCCACCACAGAGACAGACAUCAUCUCUCUCCUCACUCUUGCGCCCCAUCAGAUACUCUCCACCACCAUCCCGCUUCUUGCCAAAGUUGCCGAUGGAAAGCCAUUUGAAGGGGCCAACCUCAAGCCAAUCGAAAGGAAGAAGAUGGGCGAAAAUACUCUGGCAUUGUACUCUGAGGGAGAUAACCUCUAUGGCAUUGACGACGAGGUGCUGAAGAAUGCUGCCGGAGCCCUGGUCUUCAUCUUGUCCGCGAGAAUGGAUUCGGGCAAGAAGGAACCGACAGUGUAUAACGAUAGAUUGUUUGAGUUCUCCAUCACUGUCUGUGCUCUUGCCGAGCCCGCCGAGCUUCGUGCCGCUCCUUCCCGGGUUGAUUUCUUCGCCUGGGAGCUCUUGCGUCUUGCUCAACGUCUGGACAGGGUCAACGAAGCCCUCUCAGCUCUCGCUAUACUUGUCGAGAAAGUCGCAUACCGCAACACAUUUUCCGCAACCUUUGGCGCUCUCUUGGAAGCUUGUCUUCUGACUCGAAAAUACGACCACGCCCCAUACGUCCUCGAUCAGAUCUUCCUGGACGUCACCACUUGCGCGCCGAAGUACCUUGACUUUUUGACCUACUAUCACCACGCUGGGACAGUUGCCGUUGCUCUGGGUGAUCUCAAGUUGGCCAAGCGCCACUUUGUGAUGGCUGUCACUCUCCCCACGCACAAUGCUUCUGCUAUUCAAAUCUCAUGUGCCAAGCGAGCUGUCCUUUGUGAGCUGAUUACGACCGGCAAAAAACUGUCUCUGCCAAAGUACACUCCUGUCGCUGUGAGCCGGGUGCUAGACAAAUCUAUGGUCCCCUACAAUGAGCUGGCGAAAGAGUACGAUGGAAGAAACUGGAAGAAUGCCCGCAAAGCGGCCGCGCACCCGGACUUUGAGAAGGAUUGCAAUCGAGGACUGGCAGACCUCGCUCUCAACAACAUCUACCGUCACAUGAUCCUCCGACGCCGCUCGACCUACUCUCGCCUGACAGUAGAGCAGCUCGUGGAUCGCAUGAGAGUUUCAGGCGAAGCACCUGAUGUGGAGGAGGUCAUGUAUACCUUGGAUGAAAUGGUCCGGUCGGGCGAGAUUGAAGCCACCCUCACACCCUCUCCCUCGAAUCCAGAGUCGAAUGCCGAAGCCAUCAUCAAUUUCAGCACUGCCUCCAAGACUUGGAUUACUUCAGAAUCUCUGGAGGAGCUCCACCGGGCGAACCAGCUGUCGGUGCUGUUUGAGAAGGAGCUUGUGAAGGGCGGUCAAGCCUUGGGAACCAGUAAGGAGUAUCUCCAAAAGGCUGCUCAAUCGUCCGACUUGAGCGGCAAAAAGGGUACCAAUAAGGGCGCAGAAUUCGAUCAGCUGAUGGACGCUGAAGACUCGGAGGAUCCCCGUGCUAGUAGUGGAGGCAGACAGAAGAGGAAUGGGGUGAGGGGCGUGGGCGGUAAUUUGGGUGACAUGGGAUUCUAG
Messenger RNA from Cryptococcus wingfieldii CBS 7118, 1683 nucleotides. RefSeq lists its product as hypothetical. Lineage: Eukaryota; Fungi; Basidiomycota; Tremellomycetes; Tremellales; Cryptococcaceae. The coding region runs from base 1 to 1683 and encodes 560 amino acids. Gene Ontology annotation, biological process: ubiquitin-dependent protein catabolic process. Gene Ontology annotation, cellular component: COP9 signalosome. The transcript has 10 exons. The record is from RefSeq and is a predicted model, not a curated record.